AUGUUAUUCUCGAUCAGUAUCCUCAUCACAAUACUCUGGAUAGUGAGUAGUACUCCGCAAUAUAAUCUUUACUAUACAAAUCGAAUAAGUACGAGCGGUGCCAAUUUACACUACGAUUGUCUUUACUAUCAUGUUCGGAAUGAUAUUGUGAAAUACAAAACACCAUCUCGAUAUGCCUAUCAAAUUAUUCCAUAUUGUAUUCGUCCGUCGGAACUUGAGUUGUUUCGUGUAAAACAUGAUACAUUAGUAGAAGGAAGAUCAAUUACUUUUGAUGAAUUAAAUGCGAAUAAUAUUACUGGUAAGCAAUUAAUUAGAUGGUCUGCAUCGAUAGACAUUGCUGAACAAUAUCAAGCCCGUGUAAACUUCGGCUCGGGAGUCUUUUACAAUUGUACUCGGCCAAUAUUUGGAGACUACUGUCAGUACUCAUUGUAUCCACCGAAUCAAUCAUUUAGUGAUGUUGUCCAUCAUAUAUUUCUGUCGAAAAAUGAUUUAUCAUUUGAGCCCGUUGAUUACAUAAGUUAUUCGUGCUACACACACGUUGAGUGUGAUCGUGGACCUGUCCCGAUGUGUCUCGAUUGGCGAGAAAUAUGUGAUAAUCAUAUUGAUUGUUUGAAUGGUGGUCAAGACGAAGAAAAUUGCUUUUUACUCGAGCUGAAUGAAUGUGCUGAUGACGAAUUCCGGUGUCGAAAUGGUAUGUGUAUUCCUAACUACUUUUUUCAUGACGAUGAACUCAAUCCCGAUUGUCUCGAUGGAACAGAUGAAUAUCAAAUAUUGUUGGAAUCAGAGGAAUGCUUCCGAGAUCCAGCAUUUCGAUGCUCUGAACGAAGUCCUCCAUAUGAAUUGGGAUUUUCUUGUGGCGAUGAUACAUUUACAACAAUACAUGCUUCACCAUCUAUCCAUGAGCUGUAUGAAAAUCUGAUAUCAUCCUCUGAUCAUCCAAUUAUUUCAAAACUAUCUCAAACGUGGAACGAUGAAUCAAUCGGAAGUGAUAUGAUGCGUGAACCAGAUGACCUGUACCACCAUCGAGCAUGGUUCUGCAAUCGUGGUAUUCCAAUUUAUAACCAUAGACGUCGUUCUACAUCAAGACAACGACAACAACAACGACGUACAAGUGGAGCAAGGCAACUACAAUUAAAUGAUUUCAUGUCACCACAAGUACAUGAUAUAUUAUCAAUAAAUAUACCAAAUCUUUCAUUAGAUUUUAAUUUAAAAACUUCUGAUACAACAACAAUUGAGACAAGAUCCAAUCUACUAGUGAAUGCUCUACCACAACGGUCAAAGUUUGCAACACAAGUAAUAACAAGAAAUGGUACAACUCAACCAUUCAACGUUUAUGAUGAUUUAAAUAAGAAUUUCAAUGAACAACAACCAAAAUAG
Molecule: messenger RNA, 1377 nt
Organism: Rotaria sp. Silwood2
Lineage: Eukaryota; Metazoa; Rotifera; Eurotatoria; Philodinida; Philodinidae
Source: the annotation of a GenBank genome assembly